AUGCCAGAUGUGUCACCUACCUACCUGUUGCUGGAAGGCAAAGUCCUAGAACAGGAUGGAGGUUGGCUUGAUAUGCCACACAAGCCGGUGCCACAGGAUAUUGCUUUUCCACUUGGAUUUGCUUGGGGUGCAGCUACAGCAGCAUAUCAAAUCGAAGAAGGCUGGAAUGCAGAUGGAAAGGGCCCUAAUGUCUGGGACACAUUCACCCAUCAGGGAAGAGAUCGAGUUUUCAAGAACCAGACUGGUGAUGUAGCUUGUGGCAGCUACACUCUGUGGGAGGAAGAUUUGAAAUGUAUCAAACAGCUUGGAUUGACUCAUUAUCGCUUUUCUCUUUCCUGGUCACGUCUGUUACCUGAUGGGACGACAGGUUUCAUCAACCAGAAAGUACUGUUAGAGUCUCUAGCUUUACCAAAUGCCAGUGAAGAUGUUGCAAGAAGACAGAAUGAAAAGCAUGAGGCAGUAGUUCAAGAGCUGAAGGAUGUGGGCAAAGGCAGUGGUGACAGAUAA
Molecule: messenger RNA, 507 nt
Organism: Apus apus (common swift)
Lineage: Eukaryota; Metazoa; Chordata; Aves; Apodiformes; Apodidae
Product: cytosolic beta-glucosidase-like
Exons: 4
Coding region: 1-507 (168 amino acids)
Biological process (GO): carbohydrate metabolic process
Molecular function (GO): hydrolase activity, hydrolyzing O-glycosyl compounds
Source: RefSeq, a predicted model, not a curated record